AUGGCAAUCAAUUCGAGGGUCGACAGCAAAUUCAAGAAAAUUUGUGUUUUUUGUGGGAGCAACCCGGGUUACAGAAAGAUCUUCAGCGAUGCUGCUAUAGAUUUGGGGGAUGAACUGGUGAAUAGAAAUAUAAGUUUGGUUUAUGGUGGUGGAAGUGUUGGGCUGAUGGGUUUGUUGUCCCAGAGAGUGUAUGAUGGUGGUUGCCAUGUUCUUGGAGUAAUCCCAAGAGCUCUAGUCCCCAUUGAGAUAUCAGGAGAGACUGUUGGGGAGGUCAAAGUUGUUUCCGACAUGCACGAGCGUAAAGCGGAAAUGGCUCGGGAAGCUGAAGCAUUUAUUGCUCUUCCAGGAGGAUAUGGGACCAUGGAGGAGCUAAUGGAGAUGAUAACAUGGGCACAACUUGGAAUUCAUAAAAAACCGGUUGGUUUGUUAAAUGUCGAUGGCUAUUACAAUGCAUUGCUCACAUUAUUUGACAAGGGUGUUGAAGAAGGCUUCAUAAAGCCAAUUGCUAGGCAGAUAGUUCUUUCGGCUCCUACUGCCAACGAACUUUUAACAAAGAUGGAGCAAUACACUCCAUUACAUGAUGAUGUUGCCCCUCGUGAGAGCUGGCAGAUGGAGCAACUGGGUAGUUACCCGACCGAAAGGGAAAUAUGA
Messenger RNA from Striga hermonthica, 651 nucleotides. The record is from the annotation of a GenBank genome assembly. NCBI's taxonomy places the organism in Eukaryota, Viridiplantae, Streptophyta, Magnoliopsida, Lamiales, Orobanchaceae.